AUUUAUAGCCAGAAUAGAGGGACUGGAGCCCCAACAAUCUGCGCUUUCAGACGAAAUGCUGCGAUUCGUGCUGGCCGCCGUGUUCCUGGGAUCUGCGUCUGCAGCUUCUCUGGGGGUGGUGUACACCGAAGGAGGAAUGGUGGAAGGAGAACACAAGAGCCUGGGCCUCUUGCAUUCCAUGGACGUCUUUCGGGGCAUUCCGUUUGCCGCUCAACCUGGAAGGUUCGAGAAGCCCCAGCCUCACCCCGGCUGGGAUGGUGUCCUCAAGGCUACGAAGUUCCAGAAGAGAUGCCUGCAGCUGGACUUCACCCAGACAAGUACUAUGGGCAGCGAGGAUUGUCUCUACUUGAACAUCUGGAUUCCUCAGGGCACCCAAGUGUCUACUGGUCUCCCAGUCAUGAUCUUCAUCUACGGUGGUGGUUUCCUGAUGGGAGGAUCUCAAGGACCCAACUUCCUGGACAACUAUCUGUAUGAUGGCACGGAAAUUGCCCACCGAGGCAAUGUUAUCGUAGUGACCAUCAACUACCGAGUGGGAACUCUGGGAUUCCUCAGCACAGGAGAUGCCAGCGGACCAGGAAACUAUGGACUGUGGGACCAGCAUGCCGCCAUCGCUUGGGUGUACAGAAAUAUCAAAGCCUUCGGAGGCGACUCCAGUAACAUCUCCAUUUUUGGAGAGUCGGCUGGUGCCGCCAGUGUGAACUUCCAGAUUCUUACUCCGCAUAACAAGGGACUGAUCCGAAGGGCAAUCUCCCAGAGCGGUGUUGCCCUCUGUCCCUGGGCUAUCAACAGGAACCCCCGUGCCAUUGCUGAGCAGAUCGCCAAGAAGGUGGCCUGCCCCACAGACGAGAAGCUGAUGAGCUGCCUCAAGAUGGUCGACCCUGUGCAACUCACCCUCGCUGGCCCCGUGAAACUCAAGGGCUCUCCGGAAGACCCAGUUGUGUUCCACCUUGUCCUAUCCCCGGUGGUGGAUGGUGACUUCCUUCCUGAUGACCCUGCCAACCUCUUCCCCAAUGCUGCCAACGUCGACUACAUUGCUGGUAUCAACAACUGUGACGGCCACAUGUUCACCGGCUUAGAUGUCCCGUCUAUCAACCAACCCUUUCACCACACUGAACCGGCAGUUGUGAAACAGCUACUGACCACCUUUACCAAGGAUAAGGGGGAGGAAGCAGUCACCUUGGGCUACCAAGCAUACACCAGCAGCUGGGGUGACAAGCCCAGCCAGGAAACCAUCAAACGGACUGUCGUGGAUCUCGAGACUGACUACAUCUUCCUCGUGCCUACACAGACAGCGCUCUAUCUGCAUGCAAAGCAUGCCAAAAUGGCACAGACCUACUCCUACGUAUUUUCCAUGCCCUCCCGAAUGCCAGGCUUCCCCAGCUGGAUGGGGGCCGACCAUGCAGAUGAUCUGCAGUAUAUCUUCGGCAAGCCCUUCACCACACCCCUAGCCUACUUACCUCGCUACCGUGAUGUGUCUAAGUACAUGAUAGCCUACUGGACAAACUUUGCCAAGACCGGGAACCCCAACGAAGGGGAGUCGUCUGUUCCAACCCAAUGGCCUAACUUCACCAGCACGAAUAAUCUGUACCUGGAGAUCAACAACAAGAUUAACACAGACUCUGUGAAGCAACGGCUGAGGACCCGCUUUGUAUACUACUGGGACGUCACCUACAUGGACUUGCCCACGGUCAACAGUACAUCUCCAAAAUAACUGCCCAUGGGCGAAGCCUUUCUCACCUAUCAUCUGUCAUGGCUAAAGGUCACCAAUUCUGUCAUAAUAAUGAUAAUAAUUUGAAGCAUAUUAGACUGAUUGAUUUUUUUUUGGGUUGGUACAUGACCUUUAUCAUCAUGUCAAGUAAAUGAUCACAAUAUAUAAGUGAAAUUGUUA
Messenger RNA from Paramormyrops kingsleyae, 1888 nucleotides. It is a transcript of the gene cel.2, whose product is annotated as carboxyl ester lipase, tandem duplicate 2. Lineage: Eukaryota; Metazoa; Chordata; Actinopteri; Osteoglossiformes; Mormyridae. The record is from RefSeq and is a predicted model, not a curated record.